AUAACAAAAUAUCUUGAGUGACUUGAGGCGCCUUCAAGGAGAAACAUUCGAUGAUUCUGUCAUGCUUAUUUGAUCUGCGUCGUGAUUUUGAAAAACGAUUGCGCGUAGUAAUACGUUACGUCAUUUGAGUUUUGACGUAGUCAUUAUUGUGUGUGUAUGUGUGCGUUGCGUGCGACAUUGAGUGCAACAUCUGAGCUUCCUCUUUCGAGAUGACAAUUAUCGAAGCGGAUAUAGCGAAGAGAGAAACUCAAAGAGAACGCCAGCUGGAUCUGGGGAUGGCUUAGCUGGUCUGGAUCGUCUUUGACUAUGUUACGUGCUGCAGAAAAGAAGAUUCUGUCAUGUUUAAAAACAGCAUACAGAGGAUGGUAUGUGGAUAUCGGACCAGUAGUAGGCCCUGCAGACAAAAUAUGGACCAUAUCACUGAACGAAGAGUCGUCAAAGACCCCAAUCGUUCUAUUGCACGGCUUAGGAGCGGGUGUAGCCUUGUGGUGUUUAAAUCUUGACACUCUGGCAUCGCAGAGACCUGUCUACGCUAUAGACUUAUUAGGAUUCGGCAGGAGUAGCAGGCCUGUUUUCAGCAAUGAGGCGCAGAAGGCCGAGGAGCAAUUGGUGCGUUCGGUGGAGGAGUGGAGGAGAGAGAUGCAGCUGAAGAACUUUGUGUUGCUGGGCCACUCGAUGGGCGGGUUCCUCGCGGCGUCCUACGCCAUGCAGUAUCCGGAUAGGGUGAAGCAUCUCAUACUGGCUGAUCCGUGGGGCUUCAGUGAGAGGCCGCCCGACGCCUUGGCAAGGGCGCACGUGCCGUUCUGGGUGAAGGCCAUAGCAUUUGCCGUACAGCCUUUCAAUCCACUCUGGGCAGUUAGAAUCGCCGGACCGUUCGGGCAGUGGCUCAUUGAAAAGACGAGGCCGGACAUCGUCAAAAAAUUCGCCCCUGUGUUGAGGGACGAUACGGCUCUGAUUUCGCAGUACAUACAUCAGUGCAAUGCGCAGACACCGUCAGGUGAGAGCGCCUUUCACGCAAUGAUGCAAGGUUUCGGGUGGGCAAAAAAUCCUAUUGUCAAACGGAUGGACAAACUGAGCGAGGAUAUACCUAUAACGCUGCUGUACGGCAGUAGAUCAUGGGUGGACAACACGGCUGGCGAAAUAAUUAAGCAGCAUCGAUCUUCGUCGUACGUUAACGUUCAGGUAAUCACCGGGGCUGGUCAUCAUGUUUACGCGGAUAAGAGCGAGAUAUUUAACAAGCACGUGCUGGAAGCGUGCGCCCUGAGCGAUUCGAUACCUCACCUAACGUCGUCGAACUUACGCUCGUAUCCCAAGUUCAUAAACGAUCAAGAAAUAGACAUCACCUUGUCCGAUGGGAUGCUCGGGACGGAGAAAACGGAACGCGAGCCGAACCUGAACACGUCAGGAUCAACGAAGAUUUAGUUGUGGACUUUAACACGAAAUAGAUUUUACGAAACGAGAUAUUUCAGCUCCGUUCCGGAUCGGACACAAAGAAUAACGAUAAGAAAUGUGAUAAGGAUGCGUUGCGAUGUAACGGAGAACACGCGCGAUGCGCAUCAUACCGUAUAAACGCACGUUUUAAUUUCUCGUUCCGCAAUUUACGGCAUUUACGUUAUCCGUGAACGUAACGCAAUAGAAGAGUCCGAACUGACAGAGCGUUUGGUUUUACGUAAUAAUAGUAAUUGAUUAGAAAUAAUAAUAUUCUUCACGUCACCGAACGCCGUUAUAGGUUGUACAUUUUUCUCUUCCAAUUUUUGAAAAUCGUGACGUAUUGUGAUGCAUCAUCGUGAAUACAAAAUAGAAACGCAGUACAAUCUUGCCAUAGGUAAGAUUCGCGAUAAUCCUGCGUGAUCGAGCAAGUGCAAUUGAUUAAAAGUGUCUCGCAACAAGGAAAAAACUUGUACGAAAAAGUCAAAGGGUUAAGAGCUCACGCGGAAUAAUUAUAGGCAAUUUGUACAUUAUGUACACCCUUAAUUUUAUAGCACAGGUCACACGGUUUAUUACGAAGAAGCGACUUCGAUCUUGCCGUCGCCGUCGUGGUUAAUAUAAAAAAUUGUCCUACGUCUGCGUAGCAAGAUUUUAUGUACAUUGUACAAUUUAUUAUUAAUAAAUUAUUUAUUGUACACAAGUGUGUGUAGAUCGAGUGUUAGUGUUAUACUCGUAUUGUGCAAUAAAAAA
Molecule: messenger RNA, 2178 nt
Organism: Ooceraea biroi (clonal raider ant)
Lineage: Eukaryota; Metazoa; Arthropoda; Insecta; Hymenoptera; Formicidae
Gene: puml
Product: pummelig
Biological process (GO): phosphatidic acid biosynthetic process; lipid homeostasis
Cellular component (GO): lipid droplet; mitochondrion
Molecular function (GO): carboxylic ester hydrolase activity; lysophosphatidic acid acyltransferase activity
Source: RefSeq, a predicted model, not a curated record